Messenger RNA from Neospora caninum, 2166 nucleotides. Its product is annotated as putative NMD3 protein. The record is from RefSeq and is a predicted model, not a curated record. The coding region runs from base 1 to 2166 and encodes 721 amino acids. The transcript is spliced from 3 exons. NCBI's taxonomy places the organism in Eukaryota, Apicomplexa, Conoidasida, Eucoccidiorida, Sarcocystidae. Gene Ontology annotation, biological process: ribosomal large subunit export from nucleus. Gene Ontology annotation, molecular function: ribosomal large subunit binding. Gene Ontology annotation, cellular component: cytoplasm; nucleus.
AUGCACAUUCAAAACAAAUGGCUGGCGUGCGAGCUCGAAUCCAGAGAACUAAUGGCUGUCUGUCUCAAGAAGGUUCGUGGCCUGAAGAAAGUCGAGAAAAUUGUCGACUGCCAGUGGCUGUGGACGGAGCCGCACAGUCGGCGCGUGAAGAUGAAACUCACGGUGCAAAGCGAUGUGCUCGACGGACGGGCCGGCCUGCAGCAGUCGGUCAUCAUUGAAGGCGUCAUCCAGAGCACGCAGUGCGACGAGUGCAAGAAGUCCUACACUCCUCACGCAGGGUGGACGGCCAUGGUGCAAGUUCGGCAACAUGCGGAGCACAAGCGCACUUUCCUUUUUCUUGAGCAGCUGGUGCUAAAGCACCGGCUGGCGGCCCGAUUGCUGAAUGUCGUUGAGAAGUCCGAUGGCUUGGACUUCCACUUUCCGAGCAGACAGGCGGCUCUCCACUUUGCGGAUUUCUGUCAGUCUCGCUUCCCUGCCGUGUCUAGACAGGCCAAGCAGCUGAUCAGCCACGAUGCGAGCAGCAAUAUUUACUACCACAAGUACACGAUCAGCGUAACCCUAGCGCCCGUGUGUAAGGCCGACCUGGUGUACAUCCACCGCAAGCAGGCACAAUCGCAGCUCGGGGGGUUUCCGAACCUUUCACUCUGCACGCGUGUGGCUGGCGCAGGGAUCCAGUUGACGGAUCCUUUUUCGGGAAAAGUGGUGAACGUCAGCCCGGAGAAGUACUGGAAGUCUCCGUUCCAGUCGCUGUGCACGCGGAAGCACCUGUCGUCGUUUCUUGUCCUCGACGUGAACCCCGUAGAUCGUCCCGGGCACUCUCAAUCGGAGUCGUCUCGUCGGGAUCCGCCUCGAAGAGGGAAAGGGAAGGCGGCGCGGUCGGAGCCGGAAGGCGAGGACUCAGAAAUGGGCGAGGUUCGAUACGGAGGACGGGCGACGCCGGGGGGGGGUAGGGACAACGACGAGGGUGUCUUGGGCGGGCACAGGAGCGGCGCCGGGAAGAGGAAGAAGAAGCGAAGAAAUAGUAGCGCAAGCAUCCAGGGUGGAGAGACAAUGUGGCCCUCGGGUCGCCCCGACGGUGGACCGCCUGGUGAAGCGGCCGCUGGAGCCAAGGCUGCGACGCGCACGUCGACCGCUGGGACUCUCGUGUAUGAAGUGGAGCUGGUGCGGGCCUCAGACGUCGGCGUCUCUGACCGACGGAUCGUAACGCACUCCCACCUGGGACGGUUUCUCAGUGCUGGGGACUGGGUGAAGGGGUACGAUCUCCGCAGUAUUAAUUUACCAGGAGCGGCGGAUGACGAGUUGGAGCGCGACGCAGGUGGAUCUCGGGCGUCCGCCGCGUCAGGGGUGAAAAAGGGGAGACGGCGAGGCGGGAAAGAGAGAGGCGAUGCAGGCAGCGUGGGCGGCGACGACGACUUCUCGAGUCCGGCGGAGAUCUUGAAGCACCAGGACAACAUGCGGCAGGAACAGGGUCUCGCCGCCUGUGUGCGGUGGGAGGUUGUGAUUGUCAAGAAAGUGCCUGCGCAGCAAAUGCUGAGCGAAGGGCCAGCGGAUGGAGCAGCGCGGGUGGGAAAGGCGGGACGGAUCCGACCCUGGGUGCUCCAGACUUUGCGGAAAGAGCGCGACACAGAGAGCGGCCAAAGUGGGAAGAAGCGGGGCGGCCACCGCGGAGACGACGCGGGCAUGGAAGCAGAGCUGGAAGAGUUCAAGGAGGAACUGGAAGAAGACCCUGAAAUGCGGGCGCAGGUGAACUUGUGGAAGGAUCCGCGCUACGUGGCCCGGUCCAACCGUGACAAGAAGGCGCAAAGGGGAGACGGGAAAAGGAGGGACAAAACCGUAAAGGGUGGAGAGGGGCAAAUGCGGGUCACAGAUGGGACGCACGAGGAGGAUGCGCGCAAAGCACACCAGAGCGAGGAGCCUGGACACGACAGUAGCGAUUAUGAAGGCUACUCCGAGGACGACAGCGAAAAGCUGGUGCACCUUAUGGAAGGGUUGACACUAGAAAACGGAGUCCUGAAAGGAGUAACGGUGGAACCUGGUGCACGGCUCGCAGACGAAGUGGACGAAGACGGGACGCCGAGCAGUGAGGGGAAGAGUGCAGAGAAGUGGACUGCCCCUGGCGCCUCUGCCUCGAACAACAUGAAUGUCGAAGACGACGGCGAUCUGUGA